GGCUCGCUUCGCGGAGCCUCGCGGGGGAGGGGAUAGGAGAGUACUUGCACACAGCUGGCUGACAGCUGAGGGUCUGUUUCCCUCUCCUCCUCCUCUCCCCAGUCUGACUUGAGUGCGCGCCUCGGCAACAGACCACCCGACCUUCCUCCACCCGUUCAAGAUGCCCACCGCCACAGAGACCGCCGCCAAGCCUGCUCCCGCCAAGUCGGCUCCCAAAAAGCCGGCGUCCGACGCCGAGAAAAAGCCCGCAGCCGAAAAGAAACCUGCGACUGACAAGAAACCCGCAACUGAAAAGAAACCUGCAACUGACAAGAAACCCGCAACUGACAAGAAGCCCGCGGCCGACAAGAAGCCUGCCGCUGAAAAUAAGCCCGCCGGCGCCACCGAGAAAAAGCCUGCAGCUGACAAGAAGCCUGCCGCUGACAAGAAGCCUGCUGCUCCCGCCGCGGAGAAGAAGGCUGCCGCGCCAGCCAAGAAGGUCGUCGUGGAGGUGGACGAAGAGCCCGCUGCACCCGUUUACGUGCCCAAGCUGCCCGUCACCCUCCCCGUGCUCAACACGCUCGAGUGGGCGAGCUGCGCCAAGGUGCUGGAGAACCUCAUCAACUUCACACCGUCCCUGGGCUCCGCCCUCGCACAGCUGCGGCCCUACAAGAGCGCCCAGCAGCUCGUGGACCAGAUGAACCAGGCCCUGGACGGCCUGCCUCCGACCUACAUCGAGAGCUUCCUGAAGCGCUUCAGCGACCUCCCGCUGAUCCCCAAGUCCAAGCUCACCAAGGAGCACAAGUGCUGCGUGGGGCUGGACAAGCUCACCGAGGAGCAGAAGUCCGAGCUGCAGCCCCUCUGCAACGAGUACCGCGAGAAGUUCGGCUUCCCCUUCGUGGUGUGCGCGCGCGAGGCGAAGGUGGCCGAGCUGCCCAUCAAGCUGCGGAGCCACCUGCUCAACACCAAGGACCAGGAGCUGGAGAGCGGCCGCAAGGAGGUCAAGAAGAUCGCCAGGCUGCGACUCCUCGAAGUGGUGGCAGCUUGAAUAAAUACUCCCGUCCAUCGCACUGUGUUUAGCUAAACAUCCAAAGCGAGGGAAUGACACAGAAGCAUGACUGAUACGAUUAACUCACUGACAAAAUGCUGGCAAAUUUUUAUACUUAGUAUUUUUUGAUUAGGACAAGUAAUAACUUAUUUUCAAUUCUUAUUUAUUGUAAUGUUUAGGAUACUGACAAGAAGUACAAACUUAGUGAGUGAUGAAACUACCGUAGUCUGUGAUACUCGGUGAUAAUUUUCGUGAAGCAGGUCUACGAGAAAAAUCUUUCUGCUUAUGCGGGAGAGGAACCGAUAAAGGUCCUGGGGGCGUUUUCCCAGUGAGACUUUUUUCAUUCCCGAAAGACAGUCUCGUGGUGUCAGACGGCCAAAAAUGUUCCUUGUCAAAUGAAUAAAAAAGAAAACUACAAACAAA
Molecule: messenger RNA, 1450 nt
Organism: Frankliniella occidentalis (western flower thrips)
Lineage: Eukaryota; Metazoa; Arthropoda; Insecta; Thysanoptera; Thripidae
Product: 2-oxo-4-hydroxy-4-carboxy-5-ureidoimidazoline decarboxylase
Exons: 4
Coding region: 161-1027 (288 amino acids)
Molecular function (GO): carboxy-lyase activity
Source: RefSeq, a predicted model, not a curated record